This is a messenger RNA of Fragaria vesca subsp. vesca, 1101 nucleotides long. Its product is annotated as pachytene checkpoint protein 2 homolog. NCBI's taxonomy places the organism in Eukaryota, Viridiplantae, Streptophyta, Magnoliopsida, Rosales, Rosaceae. The record is from RefSeq and is a predicted model, not a curated record. The coding region runs from base 1 to 696 and encodes 231 amino acids. The transcript is spliced from 6 exons.
AUGGAAAAGUCUCUAGAGAAGAUGGAGAAAGGAACACCUGCUCGUCUUGGAACUCUCACCAUCUUCGACUCCCCCCACCCUUCUUCCUCCUCCUCCUCCUCCAAAUCCAAGGUCCCAAUCACUCAUUUCUCUCUUUCAAUACUUUUCAAUUCUACCCAAACCUUUUGGUUUGUUAAACAAUUUGUAGUUGUUGUUGGGUUUACAGGUGCAUCACGCUUCCGGCGUUGUGAAGGUUGCUUGUGGUUCCGCCGCAGUUGGGUCACGCCGUGGCGAGUGUUUAAGCUGAUGGGACAUUGUCUUUGGUUGGAAGAGAUUGUUGAAGACGCGCAACCUCUUCGAUGGAAGCUGUGCAAAAGCUUCAAAAAAUAUUCAGCUCAGAUGCUAGAUGUUCAAUUCGGAGGUUCAUCGUCGAUUUUGAAGAUGGGAACCGCGUAUUCAGAUGGCAGUGUCAAAAACUUUGAGCUACUUGAUCCCUUGGAAUUGAAGAACUGCUUAAUAUAUGAAUCUGGGCCGAAGGCAAGGUUGCUGCGGUAUGCAGCUGGUGCGUUGCAUUUUGCUGAAAAGGGUGUUGAUCCUUUUCUUGUGUCGUGGAAUCGCAUUGUUCUUUUACAUGGGACUCCAGGGACUGGAAAGACCUCUUUAUGCAAAGCAUUGGCUCAGAUGUUAUCCAUUCGUUUUAACUCCAGGUCCAUGUAGCUGAUAUAAAAGCAUAUGCUGGUCCUCCAACUCUGCAAGCGUGUUACGAAAUCUUAAGGUCCUGGUGAAUGGAACUCAUAGGAACAGGAAUUUUAUCAAAUUUUAUCAUGCCUCAGAUUCAUGAUGCCCAGACACCACUACACCUGUGUAGGCAAUUGCUUGAAACUGCAGAAGCAUGUGAGGUCGGAACACAUCCUUCACUGCCUUCUAAAGUGGACCUUUCAUAUGUAUUCCUUAAGAAAGCUUCCAUCCCUGGAUCAUGCUGCUCUUCCAAAUCCUUAGAGAGAGUUAAGAGUUGUGACCCUAGCUAGCAGUGUCUUGUGACAGAUAUUGACAUUGAUAAUUCCUCAAAGGUAAACUUGUACUUCCCUAUCUUAAAUAUUGCAGGUUCUUCUUGUUCUUGUU